AUGCGCACAGUCGUCACCUGUAUCCGUACAAGAGUCGUCAGCAUCACUGACUAUCCUAUGCACCAGGAUAUCUCGUUCUGCAUCUCGAUCCAGGUUCCUGGAGAACAUGGCGAUGAUGAGUCAAUUCUUGCUGCCGCGGAGCUAUCGGCAGAGUAUUUGAGUGCGCAGGUUGCUAGGGGGUCGGUUCAUAUCAAUCGGGCUUUGCUAUUUCGGAGGAGAUAG
Molecule: messenger RNA, 222 nt
Organism: Penicillium coprophilum
Lineage: Eukaryota; Fungi; Ascomycota; Eurotiomycetes; Eurotiales; Aspergillaceae
Exons: 1
Coding region: 1-222 (73 amino acids)
Source: RefSeq, a predicted model, not a curated record